AUGUCGAAGAAAAGAUCUCAAAUCCCAACCCUGAGAUUGGCAAAAUGACAGCAAUACCGGCACGCAGAGGCGUAGCAGCCCUAAUCUCAGUCUCGACUUCGAGAGCAUCGCCAUUGGCCUACCGGACAUCACAACGCAGUUUCUCUUCGUCCCGCAUCUGCGCCGCAUACGCGACACCAGCGCCUAAGGCUGCGACAACGUCGACAACGACAACAACCUCUACGGUGAAACCAGCAACUACAACAUCAACAGUACCAAGACCAGCGACCACAUCAUCGACUGCUACGCCGCAACGGACAGUCGUGCCUUCAUUCCCUGCCAAGGAACCCCCGGUGCCUACCACACGCACCAAUGCCGCCGACACUGCUGCACAGGCAGCUCGCAAGCAAAGGUCCUUAACUGACGGGCUCUCCGAUGCUCCGCCCGAACUAGAAGGUGUACCAGCGAUAGAUUGGACGCGCUCCUACCAUGGACUCGGCAGCAUAUCAUUCACGCCAGAGCAGUCGGACACACUACUUGCGCCCAUUACACAAGACGAUGUCGAGGUCAAGCCUGAUGGCAUCAUAUACCUACCAGAAAUCAAGUACAGGCGGAUACUGAACAAGGCGUUUGGGCCCGGAGGAUGGGGGCUGGCGCCGAGAGGCGAGAGUAUUGUGACUGGCAAGUUGAUUACGAGGGAGUAUGGUCUUGUUGUGCAGGGAAGACUCGUUUCCAUAGCCCGUGGCGAGCAACAAUAUUUCGAUCCCGACGGUAUUCCCACCGCGACCGAGGGCUGCAAAUCUAAUGCUCUGAUGCGAUGCUGUAAAGACUUGGGUAUUGCAUCUGAGCUCUGGGACCCUCGCUUCAUUAGGGAAUUUACGAGCAAGAUGACAAAGGAAGUGUGGGUGGAGCAUGUGAGCACAAAAAAGAAGAGGAAGAUUGUGCUGAGGAAGGACGACACGGCAAAGUAUCCAUACAAAGAAGUGAAGGCAUAG
Messenger RNA from Pyrenophora tritici-repentis Pt-1C-BFP, 974 nucleotides. Its product is annotated as mitochondrial genome maintenance protein MGM101. Gene Ontology annotation, cellular component: mitochondrial nucleoid; mitochondrial chromosome. The record is from RefSeq and is a predicted model, not a curated record. Gene Ontology annotation, molecular function: single-stranded DNA binding. NCBI's taxonomy places the organism in Eukaryota, Fungi, Ascomycota, Dothideomycetes, Pleosporales, Pleosporaceae. Gene Ontology annotation, biological process: recombinational repair; interstrand cross-link repair.